AGAUAAAUGAUCAAAAAGACAAUAGCAAGCAGGAGUUUAAAUCUUCACCGACAAUCAUCACUAUGGAGCCAAUGCAAAGAUCUUCAAUCCCUAAAGCAAAUUCAUGCUUUGAUGAUCAUCAAUGGCUUCAACUCCAAUCGCAUUGCUCUCAGGGAGCUCAUAUAUGCUUCUGCUGUUACUUUCUCAGCAUCUAUUCACUAUGCCCACAAGCUGUUUGCUCAAAUUACUCAACCAGAUCUCUUCAUGUGGAACACCAUACUUAGAGGCUCAGCUCAGAGUCACAGGCCUUCUCUUGCUGUUUCCGUUUAUACCCAGAUGGAAAAACGUUCCAUACGUCCGGAUAGUUAUACUUUUCCGUUUCUACUCAAGGCAUGUACCAAGCUUUCUUGGCUUGUUUCUGGCCUUACUGUACAUGGGAAAAUUGUGAAACAUGGGUUUGAAUCUAAUAAAUUUGCGAGGAAUACCCUUAUAUAUUUUCACGCUAAUGUUGGAGAUAUAAGAAUUGCAGGCCAACUUUUUGAUGGUUCUGCUAAGAGGGACGUUGUUGCUUGGUCUGCUUUGACGGCUGGAUAUGCGAGAAGAGGCGAAUUGGAUGCGGCGAGGAGGCUUUUUGAUGAUAUGCCGGUUAAAGACUUGGUUUCUUGGAAUGUAAUGAUCACUGGGUAUGUGAAGCAAGGGAAGAUGGAGAAUGCGAGGGAGAUGUUUGAUAUUGUGCCAAAGAGGGAUGUUGUGACUUGGAAUGCCAUGAUUUCUGGAUAUGUGCUUUGUGGAGAAAAUGAGAAGGCUUUGAAGAUGUACGAAGAGAUGAGAGGUGCAGGGGAAUACCCUGAUGAAGUCACCAUGUUGCACCUUUUAUCCGCUUGCACUGAUUCAGCAUUCUUGGAUGUUGGCGAGCAGAUACAUCGAUCAAUUAUUGAUAUGGGUGCAGGCGAGUUAAGCGUAUUUCUUGGUAAUGCACUUGUAGACAUGUAUGCUAGGUGUGGCAACAUUAGGAAGGCACUUGAAGUGUUUCAAGGCAUGAGAGAGAAGGACGUGUCGUCUUGGAACAUAAUUAUAUUAGGAUUAGCUUUCCAUGGUCAUUCUGAAGAAUGUAUCUCUCUUUUUGAAGAUAUGAGGAGAAUGAAGUAUAUCCCUAAUGAAAUUACUUUUGUUGGUGUAUUGGUUGCUUGUAGUCACGCUGGUAAAGUUGAUGAUGGCCGAGAAUAUUUCAGCAUGAUGAGAACUGACUACAAUAUUGAGACAAACAUAAGGCACUAUGGCUGUAUGGUGGAUAUGCUAGCACGUGCAGGACUAUUGAAUGAAGCGUUUGAAUUCAUAAACACGAUGGAGAUUAAACCUAAUGCUAUUAUAUGGAGAACACUGCUAGGAGCUUGUAAAGUUCAUUCCAAUGUCGAGCUGGGAAGGUAUGCUAAUGAGCAGUUGCUUAAAUUGGGAAGGGAAGACAGUGGGGACUAUGUCUUGCUGUCUAAUAUCUAUGCGUCGAGGGAUGAAUGGGAUGGUGUUGAAAGGGUGAGGAAGUUGAUGGAUGACAAUGGGGUUUGGAAAGAACCUGGUUGUACUUUAAUUGAGGCUGAUGAUUAUGAUCUCAAGAAUUUUUGUUUUAAUUCCAAGCGUAAACACUCUUGAGAAUAGAGAUAGCAGGCACAAGCGGAGAAGGGAGCAACUAAGCUUAAUGCCAAACUUGGUACGCGUGAAGGUCCAUCCUUUGUGGGAGGGUACAAAGACGACAUCUUUGAUCCAACUCUUCCGUCUAUUCACAUCAUAAACCACUGUAGUUCAUUAGACGUGCAAAUUGCAUUUUGGAUUGUUUCUAUCAGCAGUUCAUUGAGGAUUUGUGGUCAUUGUAUGCCUCAUUUAGACAUUUUGUUGUAGUCUUCGUUAGUGCAUACAACAUUAAUUUA
Molecule: messenger RNA, 1901 nt
Organism: Solanum verrucosum
Lineage: Eukaryota; Viridiplantae; Streptophyta; Magnoliopsida; Solanales; Solanaceae
Product: pentatricopeptide repeat-containing protein At5g15300
Exons: 1
Coding region: 7-1626 (539 amino acids)
Biological process (GO): RNA modification
Molecular function (GO): protein binding; RNA binding
Source: RefSeq, a predicted model, not a curated record